AUGCUAACUUUACCUACGUAUGGAAUCAUAUAUCCGUUAUUAAAAACAAAUAUAAUGUACAAUUCAGCAAAUAAUAAUGGACGAACACCAAAUAUACCAUUGGAAUGCCAAAGUGAAUAUGAUAAUAAAAAAUGAAUACUCCAUUCUGAACUAAAAAUCAUUAAACCGUCAUCGCCAUCUAGAAGUAAAUAAAAAAUUGCCGUAGCAUUUCCAUUUCUUCAGAAUAAAUUUUACAAAUUCCAAUUGUUUCUUCUUUUGCUCUCUCUUUCAUUCGGCCA
Messenger RNA from Didymodactylos carnosus, 278 nucleotides. The record is from the annotation of a GenBank genome assembly. Lineage: Eukaryota; Metazoa; Rotifera; Eurotatoria; Philodinida; Philodinidae.